Cynara cardunculus var. scolymus (artichoke) is the source of this 1911-nucleotide messenger RNA. Its product is annotated as monocopper oxidase-like protein SKS1. Bases 1 to 1911 code for a protein of 636 amino acids. Gene Ontology annotation, molecular function: oxidoreductase activity; copper ion binding. The record is from RefSeq and is a predicted model, not a curated record. NCBI's taxonomy places the organism in Eukaryota, Viridiplantae, Streptophyta, Magnoliopsida, Asterales, Asteraceae. The transcript is spliced from 9 exons.
AUGGCCGAUGGUUGGAGAUGGAUGGAGAGUAAGAAGCAGCGGUGGCCGGCGACCGAAGAUGGGGGAAGAAGGAGGGGUCGGACGGUGUUGGACAAAGGGAUCUGUGUAGAGUAUCGCACGAGAGAGGAAGCAGUUUUGGCCGGCGAUGGGGAAAGAGAAUCACAUGUGUUCAAAAAUCACACAUCGGUUUCCCAUGCCAUGGCUCUUGUUGGUAAUCGUUCAUGGUUGAUCUUUUUCAUUGCUUUUGCGGCAUUGCUACUCGUUUUGGUCAAUGGCGAUGAUGUUUUUCUAGAGUGGCAAGUAAAUAUUGACACCACGAUUAAACCUGUUUUAGCUGAUCAACCGGUUAUAACCAUCAACGGGAUGUUUCCUGGCCCGCUUAUCAACGCGACCACCAAUGACAUUAUACACGUUAAUGUAUUCAACAACAUAGACGAACCUCUUUUGAUAACUUGGAAUGGUAUACAACAAAGGCUGAACUCAUGGCAAGAUGGAGUAUCGGGUACUAACUGUCCGAUCCUAUCCGGUUCUAAUUGGACCUAUGUAUUCACUCUAAAAGACCAAAUUGGCACCUUCUCUUACUUCCCCUCCAUCAACUUCCACAAGGCUGGUGGAGCUUUUGGCCCGAUCCGAGUCAAUAAUCGGGUCGUGAUCCCGAUUCCGUUUCCUACACCAGAAGGCGAGUUCGAUCUUCUUAUCGGAGAUUGGUACCAAGAGAGUUUUAAGGAAAUUCGCUCUAUUUUGAACAAUUCGAUUGUUAACCUACGCCCUAACUCGAUGCUCAUUAACGGGCAUAGCCGUUAUCCGCAAACAAGAAACCAAACCUUUGCUGUUGAAGCAGGUAAAACGUAUCUGAUAAGGAUAUCAAACGUUGGAACUGAAUGGAGUAUCAAUUUCCGAAUCCAAAAUCACUUAAUGCUACUAGUUGAGACUGAGGGGUCGUAUACGAGCCAAAUAAUAUUAGAUUCGCUCGAUAUACACGUGGGCCAGUCUUACUCGGUUUUGGUAACAACAAACCAAGGUGAGGCCGACUACUACAUGGUGGCGAGCCCUAAAAUGGUUAACGUACCUGAAUCGAGCACCCUGGUUGGUGUUGGGGUGUUACAUUAUGACGACUCUACUACACCUCCCCAAGGUCCGUUUCCUCUAGGGCCCGACCCAUUUGACAUUAAUUUUUCUGUCAAUCAGGCAAAAACAAUCAGGUGGAACCUGACCGCGGGGGCAGCAAGGCCAAACCCACAAGGAACAUUUAAUGUGUCGAAUGUCACGUUAUCCCAAACGUUUAUUCUCCAAGGGUCGCUAGCUGAAAUCAACGGCUACGCUCGUUACACUGUUAACAAUGUCUCGUAUCGUGUUCCGAACACCGCGUUAAAACUAGCCGAUUACUAUAAGAAUGGCACGGGGACUUAUCAGCUUGAUGCUUACCCUGCUAAUUCAUCUAACCCCAUUGCCAGUGAUGGUACUUUUGUUGUUUCUGGGACUCACAACGGAUGGCUUGAAAUCGUGUUCAAGAACAAUUUGCGAGUGAUCGAUACUUGGCAUUUGGAUGGUUUCGGGUUCUAUGUUGUGGGGUUCGGCAAUGGAGUAUGGACCCCUGAUAUGCGAUCAACGUACAAUCUCUAUGAUCCAGUUGUUCGAUCAACGGUUCAGGUUUACCCGGGAGGAUGGACUGCGGUUUAUGCAUAUCUAGACAACCCCGGAAUGUGGAACUUACGUUCACAAGUGUUGAAGCAUUGGUACUUAGGUCAAGAGCUCUAUAUUAGGGUUUAUGACCCCGACCCGAAUCCUGCUAAAGAACGACAACCCCCAUCCAACCUUCUCUUUUGUGGAUCCGUUAUUCCUCCAUCGCCUCAACCUCCGCCACCUCCACCAAAGCGGUCUCGUGCGACAACGCUACCCAUAAACUGGUGA